AAGGGCUGCAACGACUGACCUUAUGCAGGAGGUCCCAGUGUGUCUGUCACGGGUAUUCAAGUCUCGAGGAAUUUACAAUGUGGAAGCGCCUUAAAGUAGGCAAAAGCGCCGGUUCAAAUGAUCCGUUGGGCUGGACACCGACUUCGUUCCCGAGUUUGGAGAAAGGCUCAGCAUCCCCAGAGCCCACAUCAGAUAUCCAAGUGCCGGAAGGCAACCUGCCAUUAACGGAUCGGACAGUCAAAACUGCCACGGACGCGUCCCUUUCAGCGACUUCACAAUCACCACUUUCCGCGAUUCGUUCCCUGUUAUCUUCAUCGGGGCAGCGGCAGCAGUCGCAAGAUCGAAGAAAUGACCCCCACGGGCUUUUGGUUUUGCACACGCCACCAAACCGCACAUUGGACGUCAUAUUUAUCCAUGGCCUCGGGGGGUCCAGCCUGCAGACGUGGUGCUUUGACAGAAACCUGGACAAUCUGUGGCCUAAGUUGUGGCUUCCGGUCGAGCUACCAACGGCUCGUGUCCUCACAUUCGGCUACGACUCUCACUUCUUGUCCAGAAAGAAACAAGCGUCUUGUGGCAUCGGUGACUUCGCGACCGAUCUCCUCUUUCGUCUGAAAUAUAGUGAGAACACCGCAGAACGCCUCGGCGAGGUCCCCAUCGUCAUCGUCACCCACUCGAUGGGCGGCUUAGUGUUCAAAAAAGCCUUCGUACAAGGGCAUCUGAAUCCCGAGUUUAGCGGCAUCGUCUCCAUGAUCAAGGCCGUAUUGUUCCUCGCUACCCCUCACCGAGGGACCGAUCUUGCUACGGUUCUUAAUCGGCUCCUUUCGACCUCCAUCCUCGGUCACUCCCCGAAAAAGUAUAUCACCGAGCUGGCACGCAGAAGCCCAACCAUUGACGAACUAAACGAGUCCUUCCGGCACAUUGCCCCGAAACUCCGAAUAUUCUCAUUUUAUGAAACACUCGUCACUGCCGUCGGCCCUACGUCAGUAACCAUCGUCGACAAAGCUACGGCUGUUAUGGGUUAUCCAGAUGAGAUACAAAUACCUCUUGUCGCCAACCACCAUGACGUGUGCAAGUUCUCCAACGCAAAGGACGCAAACUACACCUCCGUAAUUGGGGCGCUCCGUAGCAUUGUUGGCUCUGUCGUCUCCACGGUCAAUGCUGCCGUGCCUGAGGAAAACUCACAUUACCUAACGGACAUGUUGAGUGUGGCUGGCCCGCCCAAAGAAGACCUUCAGAUUACCCGUUCCGCUAGAAAGCAGGGCCUCUGUGAUAGUCUAUGGUCAACCGAGGAGAUGAACAGGUGGCUCUGUUCCGAAACACCCCAGAUCCUGUGGAUCCACUCUCCACCGGGUUGCGGAAAGUCAACACUUUGUUCGUUGGUUAUUGAGCGUCUUCUAGAAGCUGGCCACCAUUGCUGCUACUUUUUCUUCAAGUACGGCCAGCGCGAAAAGCAAUCAACCAAUACCGUCUUGCGCUCCAUUGCCUACCAAACCGCCCUAGGACUGCCCGGAUUUCAUCGGACCCUGGUUGAUAUCGCAAAAUCGGGGGUGAAGCUUCAGACCGCAGACCCUUCUGCCAUCUGGGAGAAAUUAUUUUCCACUAAACUUACCGAUGCUGGGGCGGAAGAUACGAUAUAUUGGGUCCUUGACGGCCUUGACGAAGCAGACUCCAGCAAGCGGGUGGUAGAGUUCAUGUCGCGUGUCGGCGAUUUCGGGAGUUGUGUCCGAGUCCUCAUCCUUAGCCGGCCUCUCCCAAACAUCCGCCAGGAAUUUGAGGUGGCAAAAAAAAGGAUAGAGGUCCUUGACCUACCCCUGCCCGACAAUCAGAACGAUAUCCGCUCGAUGGUGGCUCAAAGGAUCAAUCACCUCCCCCCAGGCAUCCCUCUAAAGGUCCAAAUUGUGAGCGAGAUUGUCACACGAUCACAAGGAAACUUUCUUUGGGCCAGUCUUGUGGCCCAAAGCUUGGUCAACUGCCGUCGUGAGGAUCAAGUCAGGCGGCUUCUGAGUUCUACCCCGGAUGGCAUGCACGACCUGUAUGACCGAAUGACAGAUACCAUCCUGGGUCUCCCAUUUGACGAAGACAAGGCACUGGCCAAGGUUUUACUUAUCUGGGCCAUGUACGCCAGUAGCCCGCCAACUGUGGAAGAACUCACAGAAGCCUAUCCCACGGAAUUCGAAGGAAUUCUAGACCUCAAUCACACCAUCGCGCACGUGUGUGGGCAAUUUGUUGUGCUCAACCCCCAGAGACAAAUAACUCUCGUACACCAUUCCGCGCGUGAGUACCUCGAGAGGGCGGAACGGCGGCCCUACACCCUGAACGCGCAACAGGCGCAUGAGGAAUGCUUACAAAAGUGUUUUACCACCCUCUGCGACUCGGCGUUGAGACGCAAGCUUCAGAAGCUGCAACCACCCCAGUUUCUCCCGUACGCUGCCAUAUCGUGGCCUUUACACCUCCGAGGUUGCUCAUUAGACUCGGAUCAAGUUCUGGACCUUCUCGUCAGGUUUCUGAGUGGGCCCCAUCCGCUCGCUUGGAUUCAAUAUCUCGCAAUGAGCAAUCGUCUUUCCGAGCUCCUGGGUGCUUCUCGCGAGUUGACGGCGUAUGUGAGGAGCCGAAGAACGGCCAAUAAACACAAGCCUCUAAUGGAUCGCCGGCUCUCCGACCUCUCACUCAUCGGGUACUGGGCAACCGACUUGAUGAAGAUCCCGUCCAAAUUUGGUUCUUACCUCACCGAGCAACCAUCCAUGAUAUAUCAGUGCCUUCCCGCCUUCUGUCCGACCUCCUCCAUUAUGCAUCGCAAGUUCAACCAAAACCCCGCUUCAAAACUUACCGUUUCGGGGCUCUCCUACACGCUGUGGGAUGACCGUCUCGCUCGCGUGUCCGGCGGCCCUGGUCAAGCCCAUCAACUCGCCAACUCCAUGCGAUGCCUAGCAGUGGCAAACAAUGACCCGAUUGGCACCGUUACUGUAUGGGAUACCACCCUCUUUGACGAACUGAAAGUCUUCUCGAUCGGUGAAUACGUUUCAGCUCUUACCUUCAACAGCUCCGGCGCGCUAUUGGCGUGCUAUUCCUCCUCAAAGACGUUCGUCUGGGAUGUCACCGAUUGGUCGCUCCAAAUAUCCGCGGAAAACCCUCCGAUGGACGACGUUCUUGAAUUCAGGUUCGAUGAACACGAUGCACUCAUGAUGGUUACAGAGUUCCGGCAACUUCAUACAUUGGCGACAAUGACCACCCAAGUUGCACCAGCGUGGGAAAAGCAAGACCCAACAUUGCUCAGCGAGCCUUUUGCGAGUCCGUCCUGCGUGGCCUUUAACGCUGACUGUACGCAAAUUGCGAUUUCCUAUGCCCACUUUCCCGUUUCUAUAUGGUCCGUAGAACCGCCGGAGAUGGUCGCACGGCUCAAAAACAAUUCGCCACACGAGCAGCGCCCCAUGGCUUCGUAUACGGGAACCAGCAAAGUGGUGUGGCACCCGUCCGGUACCCAAGUUCUUUGCAUCUAUGGGACCGCUUUUAGGUGGAACUUCGAGACAGACGUGUAUAAAGAGGUCGACGACGACACCAACAGCACCCACCACGACAUUGCAUGCAGCCCAAACGGACGUGUUUUCAUAACGAUGAACGGCACAAGCUCCAUUGGAAUUUACGACUUCUCAUCGAUGUCACUCCUAUACAGGUUCAGUACCGAGGGCUCCAGCCACCGUAUCCACUUUGGUUUCGACAGCACUCAAAUCUACAACCUGGAAGGAUCUUACUGCAACAUUUGGGAACCCCACUGCCUCCUCGCCUUUGCUGGUGAGGCAUCCGACCCAGUCGAAGACGGUGAUAUGCAGGUCUCAGUUGACAGUUUCUUGUGUGACCCGGAUGAGGCCCCGGACGCCUCCAUCUCUCUCGCCGGUCCCGUGGCCGAAAUAGAAAACAGGGCAGCUGUUAGGGAUGUUAGGCCAGGACUAGCGAGCAACGGAUUGCUGGUCGGCUACACAACCCAUGACGGGUCCGUGAACAUUUACGACACGACAAGCAACCGGAAGCAUGAGAUUGACAAAAUCGACUUCGCCAUCAAGGUCGACCGGUUAGCUUGGAGCCCUAAGUACGACCGGAUGGCCUACUCGAUAAUCAAUGGGGCCACGGCUGUGGUGGCCAUCUCGACCCCCGUUGACCCCAAGGGCGGACCAUCAGUCUCAAAGGAGGUCGUGUACAUGGAUAAAGGUUGGAACACGGACCGCGGACGAACACACCGAAUUGUUUUCCACGGCACAGAUAACCGGCUGCUAAUAUCGGGCAGAGACCAAUGCCAGGUCCUCCGCCUACCCCAGGGGGAUAUACUAGCUAAACAACAGCACGAGGGUCACCGAGACUGUCUGGAGUGGCAGCGACACCCUUCGGAGCUUGAACACCUCCUCCGCUUCACUUCAUGCGCCGUCACGAUCCUGUCAUGGGAACACCUCGAAGAAAAAGCCUCAAUCCCCCUCGACCUUACCAGUUCUGCGCCUGGAAUAGACGACGGUAGCCAACCACCCGUCAACCUCGAUGCCAUCCUCGACAACCACUGCCGCCGAUACCUCCUGCUCCGCACGUUCACCAUGGUCCGCAACAGCCCCCGAUACAGUUUUGCAAUCCUCUCAGGCAAAGAAGUCUAUUCCCGCACCGCCGACAGCCUAGUAUCUUCUCCCACGCCGCUCGAGCCCGACCAAAUCCCCAGCAUCAAGCCACUUCCCAUCCCGCCAUCUCUCGCCUCGAGAAUAACCCACCCACUCGGUAUCCUCCCCGACGGUCUGCUGGUGUUCCUCGACCGCCAGCUUUGGCUCUGCACCACCACGUUGCCGCGUCCAACCUUCACGUCGGACAGCUCAGCGAGAGACGGCACAACUGAUUUCCAGCCUAAUGUGACACGACAUUUCUUUGUGCCUCAGGACUGGGUGACAGAAGAGGGGCUGCGGAUGUGUCGGGUCUUGAAAGACGGGACGGUGGUGUGCCCUUCAAACGGGGAGGUUGCGGUUUUGAAAGGGGGUCUUGUCCAGGAUUCGUGGGUUUAGUUGUAUUAUGGACGUGUUUUGCGCGAUUACUUACCAGGCGGCGAGAGGGCCAAAUCCACAUGCCAUCACGUUAGCCCUUUUUCCCAACCUCUAUUUCACGCCCGGGAGACUCAACUUCAAGCCAAGGUGCGGUUCGAAGCAUGUAUGAUCCACGGAUGGAAGAAGGGACUGAUGCAGCAAGCAACCGCGGUCAACAGUUACCCUCGCGAGCCUAG
This is a messenger RNA of Chaetomium fimeti, 5245 nucleotides long. RefSeq lists its product as uncharacterized. The transcript has 2 exons. Gene Ontology annotation, molecular function: protein binding. NCBI's taxonomy places the organism in Eukaryota, Fungi, Ascomycota, Sordariomycetes, Sordariales, Chaetomiaceae. Bases 78 to 5030 code for a protein of 1650 amino acids. The record is from RefSeq and is a predicted model, not a curated record.